Messenger RNA from Ilyonectria robusta, 5250 nucleotides. RefSeq lists its product as uncharacterized. Gene Ontology annotation, biological process: mitotic spindle organization; microtubule-based movement. Gene Ontology annotation, molecular function: ATP binding; microtubule motor activity; microtubule binding. The transcript has 4 exons. Bases 1 to 5250 code for a protein of 1749 amino acids. Lineage: Eukaryota; Fungi; Ascomycota; Sordariomycetes; Hypocreales; Nectriaceae. The record is from RefSeq and is a predicted model, not a curated record.
AUGGCGAGCUCGCCGCCGGCUUCGCCUGGGGGCCACCUUCCCCAGCGGCCCCUCAGCGCCAUCGCCUCCAGGACCGCGCCGAGGAGCCAUAGUCGCAUGAGCACCGGCAGCAAGACGGGAGGCGGUAGCAGAGCUUCUGACGAUGAAAGCCGCACCGCUGUCAAAGUCGUUGUUCGCGUUCGACCACCGCUCAACUCGAACGAUCCUGGCUACGACUUGAUUCCACAACGCUUCCAGCGCUCCACAGUCCAGACUCCAUCAGACACGAACCUGACCAUCGACUCACCCCAGGGCCGCAAGUUGUUCGUCUUCGACCGCGUCUUCGGCCCCGAUGUCAUGCAGGAUGGCAUCUGGGACUACAUUUCCGACUGUGUCGGCGCCUUCAUCCAGGGUUACAACGUCUCGCUGCUCGCAUACGGCCAGUCUGGCGCCGGCAAAUCCUACACUAUGGGCACAUCGGGCCCCAGCGAACAGUACGACACAGAGUUGAUGGGUGUCAUUCCUCGAGCCGCCGCCGCCCUAUUUGAGAAGCUGGACGCGCCCACAUCUAGCCCCAAGACGACGAACCGGAAUUCAAUGUCCCACUUGCGAACUCCACGGGGAUAUGGACAGCAAAACGAUCUCGGCGACCGCAACUGGUCGCUCAAAGCCACCUACGUCGAAAUCUACAACGAGCAGCUGCGUGAUCUCCUCGUCCCCGAGCACACGCCGACCGGCGAGCGUGGAAAUGUCGCCAUUCGCGAAGACGUCAAGGGAAACAUUAUCCUGACCGGCCUGCGCCAGGUUGAGAUAAACUCUGUCGACGAUCUCAUGAACGCCUUAAAUUUUGGCUCCAGCAUUCGCCAGACCGACGCCACCGCCAUCAAUGCUAAGUCAUCACGUUCCCAUGCCGUCUUCUCGCUCCAGCUUGUCCAGCGUAAAAGCAAGGCCACCCCCACACCCGGCGCUGAGAAGCGUUUCUCCGUUCCCCUUGAGGCUAUGACCGGCCAAGAGGUCUCCAUCACCACCGACAGCAAGCUUCACUUUGUCGAUCUCGCAGGUAGUGAGCGUCUGAAGAAUACCGGCGCCCAGGGUGAACGCGCCAAGGAGGGAAUCUCCAUCAACGCAGGUCUUGCUGCCCUUGGCAAGGUUAUUAGCCAGCUCUCCUCUCGCCAGGCCGGAUCACACGUCUCGUACCGCGACUCCCGCUUGACUCGUCUGCUCCAGGACUCAUUGGGUGGUAACGCCAUUACUUAUAUGAUCGCCUGUGUCACUCCCGCCGAAUUCCACCUUAGCGAGACCCUCAAUACUGUGCAGUACGCCCAGCGCGCCCGAGCUAUCCAGUCCAAGCCUCGCAUCCAGCAGAUUGAAGAGGGCGACAAGCAAGCCGUCAUCGACCGUCUCAAGGCCGAGGUUGCCUUCCUGCGAGAGCAGAUUCGCAUCUCCGACCGCGGCGGCUCCAGUCCCCGACGUGCUGCCCCAGGACCCAACAACGAGCGAUCCGAGCGACAAAACGAGCGUGAAGUCGAGUUGCAGAACCAGCUGCUCGACACCCAGGAGAACUACACGGCGCUCAGCCAGCGUCACGCCCGGUUGAUUUCGCAGAUGGCCAGGGCUCGUGAACACGAAUCAGACGAAAACCAACAGCUCGAAGACUCCCUUGGCGACACCGCCACCGAUCGCCUCAACCGCUCCAACUCUUUUGCUCAGGCCGUUGAGCAAGUUGUGCUCGAGUACGAAAAGACCAUCCAGUCCCUGGAGCAGUCCCUGUCCAGUACUCGCGGUACACUGUCCAACACGGAAACCAACUUGCUUGAAAAGGAAACCAAGUGUGCUUACGUAGAGACCAUCAACACCCAGCUUCAAUCCCGCCUACAGAAACUCAUGGAUCGCGAAGCGAGCACGGAGAAUUAUCUCCACGACCUCGAGGCUAAGCUCGACGGUCACACCAGUGGAGAGGAGAAGAACGCCACCAUUAUCCUGGAGCUGCGUAAAGAGAUUGCCCGAGUGAGGGAAAACGAGGCCGCAUGCGAGGACUACAUCUCAACUCUCGAGGAGCGUCUUGCUGAGGCUGACCAGGAUGCCGAGCUGAUGCAGCGUGAAGUUGAUCGACUCGAACAGGUCAUCGAGCGCCAACGAAGUCUUGGCAAGCUCGACUCGUUGCUUCACGAGCUCGACCAGAUCCAGGACGGCAAGGAGAAGGAACCUGAAGCUCAGGUUACUCCUGAACCAACCAACGGCGUCCCCCGCCGCGGCAAGGCCGAACACUCCCGGAGCCAGUCGCACGUGAGUCGUCACAGCCAGAUGGAAGAGCCUAUUCCCGAAGGCGACGAGGAGGGUGCCGAUUCCAAGAUUAGCACCGUCAAGGAGGAGGUCGACGAGGACGCUCCGGCUGAUGGAUCCCAUCUGGAGAAGCCUGACGCUGAUUUUACGCCCCAGAGCCCGGCCCAGUCCAAGUUUGUCAACGACAAGCUAGAGAAUGUGACUCAGGAGCUCUUCGAUCUGCGGGUUGAACACGAGACGACCCUCAACGACUUUGAUUCCCUACAGGCCAAGUACGAGGAGGCCAUGCGCAACCUCGCAGAGCUCCAGGACGCCGUGGACGAGGCUCGCCACCCCAGCCCCAACCGCCCCCGUGAUUCCGUCAUGUCCAUCACCUCGCCGACUGACACCCGCCCCGAGUCCUUCCUUUCUGACGAGAGAUCGAGCGACUUGAAGGACGGACCUCGAUCCUCCUUCUCGCGAUCGCUCUCCUCAGAGCUGUCCUCCGCCAUGGACUCGCCUGCCACCGUGGACUCGUCCAGCGCAGACAUUUCCGAGGAUGACACCAUCACCGCCAAGCCUACUGCCUCGACCGAGGACCUGACCCGGGCCCAGAGCGAACAGUUUGCGGCUGAGCUGAGCCGUCUCAAGACUCUCGCUCAAGAGCGUGAGGCUGCCGAGAAGGAGCUGGCCGAGAAGUACUCACAGCUCGAGUCACAGCAUAGCGAGACUCUUGACAUUGUCGAGGAGCUCAAGACCGACCUGUCCAAGGCCCGCGCCGUUGCCGUCGAGGCCACCUCCCCCAGAACCAGCACCCCCGUCAUCCGCCGCAAGUCCAGCCAGAACCUCAUGAUCAUCGACCGCGCCCACCGCUCGUUUGCCUCCCUGCGAAACAUUGCCACCGAGAACUUUGAGGACAACCACGAGGUGAUGCAGAACUUUGAGCUCAACUUGAACUCUGCCAUGCACGAGUUGCACACGCGCAGUGAGCGCAUCCAGGAGCUUGAGGCUGACGUCGCUUCCGCAAAGAAGGAGAUGGAGACUAAGAUGACCAUCAUUUCGGGCUUGACCCGUGAGCGAUCCAGUCUCAAGGCUAGCCCCAUGGACAUGUCGAUGGUUGCCAACAUGCGAGACCAGCUGGAGCGAAACGAGCAACAGCUUUCAGAAGCAAGGGACGCCCACAACGCCCGCGAGCAAGAGUUGUCGACCGAGCUGGAGUCGCUGCGACAGGCCCUGGAGUCGACCAAGAAUGCCGUGGCACCGCAGGAGGUCGAGGAAGUGAAGCGCUCACACGAAGAGAAGGUUGGCGAGCUGCAGAGGGAGCUUGCCGCCUGGGAGGACAAGCACAAGACUGUUCUCGAGUCAAUGGCCACCGCCGAGACGCAGAUGCGAAGCACGAUCCAGGACCUCGAGGCCCAGGUUGCUUCCGCCUCCAAGCCCGUCCAUUCUGAGCCUAGUGAUGAGUCAAGAGAGGCUGCUAAGAAGCAGGAGGACCUCGUGUCAUUCCUGCGUAGCGAAAUCGACGAGUACAAGGCCAUCAUCAACAGCAACGCCACCAAGGUUGCGGAGCUCGAGAAGGGCCACUCUGCGGUUCGCGCUGAGCUGGAGGCGGCGACCGAGAGGUACAACGCCGAGUUGGAGGAGAUGAAGAAGGCCCAGGGCACCAGGGAGCUCACUCAUGCCCAGAGCAUUGCCGAGGACAACACCCGUCACCAGGAGCUCGUCGCUAAGCUGGAGGAGCAGAUGGCCGCCCACGAGCUGGCCACCAAGAGCCACCAGGAGAGCUUGGAUCUUCUCAAGGCCACCCACGCCAAGGAACUAUUGGAUCUCAAGACCAAUGAGCAGAACGGCUACGAAGAGCAGGUCGAGGUGCUCAUGUCGGAGCACGCCGAGGGGGUCCAGAAGCUCGAGAUGGAGCUUACCGAGGCCCGCGAGGAUCUUAUGAAGGUUGCUACCCAGGUGGCCUUUGCCCUGGGUCUGGAUGUCAGCGUCGAGAAGCUUACCGAGCGCAUCGACGAGCUAGUCUCCGACCAGAAGGCACUGGCCGUAGAGCAGACCAAGCGCGCCGAGAUGGAGACGCACGUCACCGAGCUUACCACCAUCAACGAGACCAUCAUGCGUGACCUCGAGACGGCCAAGACUGCCCUGGCCGAGAUGCUGUCCGACAGCAACAACACCAACACCAAGUCGGCCCCCAUCACUGACCAGGUGUCGAUCCUCAAGAACCGUAUGUCGGAGCUCGACAACCGCAGCAAGAAGAACAGCCGCCUGGUGGAGGAGCUGGAGGAGCAGCUGCAGAACAACUUUGAUGAGGCCCAGAUGACCAACAACCGUCUGAGCACUCUGCAGACGGAGCGCAACGCACAGCUCGACGAGGCCAACUCGGCGCGGAUCCGGCUCCAAGCUGAGCUGGAUUCCGUCCGCGACGAGUAUGCCGUGCUUCAGACCAAGCUCGAGGAGGUUCAGGCUGGCGUCCAGCGAUCCAACUCCAACUCGACGAUCCGAAAGAGCGCGUCCCACACCUCGCUGCCCUCACCACCACCCGCCAUCCCUCUGCCGCCACUACCGACCUCGCCCGUUAACGGCUCGCCUAGCUCACCUACUACCGCCGGCCCUGGCCGACCCGCCAGCAAGGACAACCUGAACAUUUCUCAAAUCACCGAGGACCAGGAAGCCCGCAUCCGCACCAUCGAGAAGCACCUCUACGCCGAGCGCCAGCUGACGCAGACGCUCGAGGAGGCCCUCACGGACUUGGAGAAGCAGACCAACAAGGUCAAGGCCGACUGCGACGCCUGGAAGAAGCGCGCCCAGGAGCUCGAGACGGAGAACAAGGACCUCAAGGAUCGCCCGCCGCCCGAGCCCGUCCACGACAACCGCUGGAGUCUCCAGGCCGUCGAGGAGGAGCGCAAGAAGCGCCAGGCCGCCGAGGCUGCGCGUCGCCAGCUCGAGGAGCGCAUGAAUGCCAUCAACAAGGGCAAGAAGAAGAAGGGAAGCUUGAACUGCUUCUAG